AUGCCCCAGCGACAACGUCUUUCGCUGUACAUCCCGGGCUCCCCGCCCGGCGCCCUGCCGGAGUCGACUUACACGCCCACGCCCACCAGCGACCGUCGCCGCUCGCUCAUCAGCCUCACCGAAAGUCUCAGUCUGGGAAACCUGAAGCCAUCCAGGGCCAGGCUGCAGAAGUAUUGGCCAGGUGCUAAAAGCCCGACAACAACCACAAAGGCCACGACGACGACGCACGACCUAUCGGCGCUCAUCAUGCUGGCCGGCGAGCAAAUGGGCGCACUGGCGGAUCCUCGCCGGAGGAGGCCCGCAUCGUCAUCCCGGCCUGCGCCGUGCCAGCAGGACGACCCCCAGCUGUGGCAGGAUCUGGAGAUGUCGCUGCCCAAGAGCGCAACUGCCCUCUCGCGGCAUAGCAGCGGCAGCGGCAGCAUCCAGCGAAAGCCGCUGCCGACGAAUGCUGCGCCGCGGUAUUACCCAUCGCCGGCAGCAGUGCCGGCAGCGCCAAGCCGCGCGCCGCCGCCACCUCCGAUUCCUGAGUUAUCAGCCGUCAAUUUUCACUCUGAAGAUGUGAAGCUGGCCGAGUCGCCUCCCCCGCCAGUGAUGCCGCUCUCUCCAGUGUUUCCCUCCACGGUGCGACGCCGCGCCAAGACACCCGUUCACCACAUUGGCCAGCUCGAGGCGGCGCAGCGAAACCGAAACAAGCCUCUCCACUACAAUGGCAACAUGGAUGGAGUCAACCGCAUGUCGAGCGUCAGCACCAUUGCGCGAGAAUACCGGGAGCUGGCUGUCCACUCAGAUAUGGAUAUACCCGACGUGCCAAAAAUCGACGCCUCUUACUUGCUACAGCAGGGCAUCAUCGAACUGCCAGCCACCAACAGCCAGGAAGGCCAUCUUCUUGGUGCCUCGUAUCAUCAUCAUCAACGCACACCGUCUUCCACAUCCGACGACGGAAUGCUGCUGGGCUCCGAGCCAGACACAUGCCCGUCGCUGACACACUCUAGCUCGCCGCCGGCCGAGAUGAGCGACGCCGAGGACGGCGACGAACCGCCCGCGCUGGCAUCGCUGCGUUUCCAGAUUGGCCUCGAGCUCCUGACCAAGGAGCUAUCGACGGCUUUUGCGGACCAAUCCAGCCGCCGGCCAAAAGACGGCACCAACUCCGCAGGUCUGCAGAUAUGGGUCAUGAUUGAAGCGUAUGAGAGGCUGCGCGAGCAGCUCGACGCCAACAAGCCUACGGAGGAGAACGUCCAGGCGCGCGACGCGAUUGAUUCCUGGAUUCGUGCGCUGUACGCCAUUCACAACAAUAUUGCCAGUGAAGGGGCGGGAGACGACAGCGAGUAUGAGAACGACCAGUGA
This is a messenger RNA of Akanthomyces muscarius, 1344 nucleotides long. RefSeq lists its product as uncharacterized. Bases 1 to 1344 code for a protein of 447 amino acids. The record is from RefSeq and is a predicted model, not a curated record. The transcript has a single exon. NCBI's taxonomy places the organism in Eukaryota, Fungi, Ascomycota, Sordariomycetes, Hypocreales, Cordycipitaceae.